CUCCGUCAUUUCCGACUCCGUCCGACUGUGAGCACCAAUUUUAGCAGUCUGCCUAUUUUGACUGAGAGGGAGGGCACGAAAUUUGACGCUAUCAUGACUUAGACCGCCGGUAAGUCAGUCUUCCUUCCUCCGGCCACAAUAGUGCCACAGUUGGGGCAUUCGCUUUGGUGAUGGGCCAGCGCGCCAAGUGAGUACAGGAGACAUAGCCAUGCCGCGCAAGAAGCGAGGUGGCUGCUGUAGCUGCCUGGGAGGGAAUGAUGAAGCGCCAGAGAUCACCUAUGCGCUGGACAACGGCAUCGCGCUCCACCCUGUGGAGAUGGCCAUCCCACCCAUGCCGCCCACGGAGGAGCUCAAUGCCAAGUUCAACGAGCUUGUGGAUGAACUUGACCUGACAGCCCCGUACCGACAGAACAUGCUCAAUCUACCGCCUGAGAAGAAAUGGCAACUGUACUGCAGCAAGAAAAGGGAACAAGAUGACCCAACGUCCACCAGUUGGCCUGACUACUAUAUUGACCGGCUCAAUGCCAUGGCAAAGCUUGUGUUUGCCCAUGAUGAAGAGGAGGUGACAGUACGAGCCAACCUGGCCGACAGCCUCAAGACAGCUCUCAGGACACAGCCAAUGAGGUUUGUGCACAGGUUUAUAGAGCUGGACGGGUUGUCGUGCCUGCUGAAUUUCCUACAGAGUAUGGACUAUGAGACGUCAGAGAGCCGAAUCCACACCUCCAUCAUUGGCUGCAUCAAGGCCCUCAUGAACAACUCACAUGGCAGGUCCCAUGUGCUUGGCCACCACAGCAGCAUUAACAUCAUCGCACAGAGCCUGAGCUGUGAGAACAUCAAGACAAAGAUUGCAGUUUUGGAGAUCCUGGGAGCCGUGUGCCUGGUGGAGGGGGGGCACAAGAAGGUGCUGGAGGCCAUGCUGCACUACCAGAACUACUCCGCUGAGAGGACAAGGUUUCAGUCGCUGAUCCACGACCUGGACCGCAGUACGGGUGUGUACCGGGAGGAGGUCAACCUGAAAACAGCCAUCAUGUCCUUCAUUAACGCCAUGCUCAGAUAUGGUGCUGGUGAGGAGAGCCUGGAAUUCAGGGUCCACUUGCGCUACGAGUUUCUGAUGCUGGGCAUCCAACCCAUCAUAGACAAGCUACGGACUCAUGAAAAUGCAAUCUUAGAUAGGCAUAUAGACUUCUUUGAACUGAUCAGAACUGAGGAUGAACAGGAACUUGCAAAGAGAUUUGAUGUGGUCCAUGUGGACUCGCGCAGUGCCGGCAGCAUGUUUGACCUGCUGAAGAAGAAGCUGAACCACACGGCGGCGUACCCCCACUUCCUGUCCCUCCUACAACAUCUACUCCUCCUGCCAUUGGACAGGCAUGGCAGUCCAGAGUACUGGGAGCUGGUGGACCGCAUCCUGCAACAGAUCGUUGUUCAGGAGAAUGGCAUGGACCCCGACGUGGCACCACUCAAGAACAUCAAUGUUAGCAAACUGGUGGAGAUGAUCGUGAAUGAGAAUGAGAUCAAGCAGUGGAAGGCGCAGGCACAGACGAUGCAGCAGGAGAGGGAGGAGCUGACAUCUCAGCUGGAGAAGAAGGAGAGGGAGUGUGAGGCCAAGAUACAGGAGAAGGAGGAGAUGAUGAGCACCCUGAACAAGAUGAAGGACAAGCUGGCGUCGGUGCAGGAGGAGCUAGCCCAAGAGAGGGCAAAGGUCACUGAGCUCUCAGGGAAACUCAAUGAGCUGCGGGCAACAGCAGAGAAGGAGAGGGGAGAGAAGGAACGGUUGAUUGGCCUGGUCCAUGGAGGAAGUGUACCAGAUGAUACCAAAGCUACUGUGGGGCCGGCACCCCCACCCCCUCCCCCUCCUAUGGGUGUGCCACCCCCUCCACCUCCAGGGGGCAUCGGACCACCACCUCCCCCACCCCCGCCUGGCAUGGGGCCUCCUCCACCCCCAGGUGCUCCCCCACCCCCACCAGGUGCUCCCCCACUCCCAGGGGCAGCCGUGCCUCGCCGCAAGCCAGCCCCCAAACCUUCACAAGCCCUCAAAUCCUUCAACUGGGUCAAGCUACCAGAAAUGAAACUGGUUGGUACAGUUUGGACAGAACUGGAUGACUCUCAGGUUCACAAAGUGAUGGACCUAGCAGAGUUUGACAAGACCUUCUCUGCCUACCAGAAACCACAGCAGAGAGGAGGUCUGGCAGAGGACCCUCGGAGGCAUGGAAUGAAAGAGGAGGAUGUGGAGGACCUGACAAUCAAGGCCCGAGUGAAGGAGCUGUCUGUGAUCGAGGGUCGUCGUGCCCAGAACUGCACCAUCCUGCUGUCCAAGCUGAAGAUGACUAACGAGGAGAUCGCCAAGGCCGUGCUGUCCGUGGACAAGGCUGAUGAGCUGCCCAAGGACAUGGUGGAGCAGCUUCUGAAGUUCGUCCCCACCAAGGAGGAGACAGACCUGCUGGAGGAACACAAACACGAGAUCGACCAGAUGGCACGGGCAGACAGCUUCCUGUACGAGAUGAGCAAGAUUGUACACUAUGAACAGAGACUGAAGGCCUUAUUCUUCAAGAAGAAAUUCCAGGAGAGAGUUGGAGAAGUCAAGCCAAGAAUAGAAGCAUUACUUGUGGCAUCUAAGGAAGUUGUGAGAAGUAAGCGGCUGAAGCGGGUUCUUGAGGUGGUUCUGGCCUUUGGGAACUACAUGAACCGGGGCCAGCGAGGAAACGCCAUGGGCUUCAAACUCUCCAGCCUCAAUAAGAUCGUGGACACCAAGUCCAGCAUUGACAGGAACAUCACCCUGCUGCACUACAUGCUGGAGGUCAUCGAGAGGAAGUUUCCAGACGUGCUGAAACUGGAGAACGACAUCAGCAACUGCAAGGAGGCGUGCAAAGUCAGUAUCCCUGACCUUGAGCAGGACAUGGGAGUGUUGCGUGCAGGGCUGAAGGAGUUAGAAAAGGAAAUCGGGGUGCAGCGUCGCCGUGUCAGCAGGAAGGACAAACUUGAGCUGGAGUUCCACAAGAACCGCGUGACAGACCGAGGAGACAAGUUUGUCUCCGUCAUGGGGGACUUCAUCACUGUGGCAACCUUCACCUUCAACGAGCUGGAGGACACUUACAAGGAGGCCAAGGCCAAGUACGACCGAGCCGUGAAGCACUUCGGGGAGCAGCAAGGCCAGAUACAGCCAGACGAGUUCUUCCGCAUCUUCAACUCUUUCCUCACCUCGUACGGGGAGGCUCGGGAGGACAAUGAGAACAUGAGGAAGAAAAGGCUGGAGGAGGAGAGGAGGGCCAAGAGGGAGCAGGAGCUACGAGAGCAGAAGGAGAAGGAGAAACAGCGGAAGCUGAAAGAACAGGGCGGGAAGAAAGGCAAGGGCAAGGAUGGGAACAAGGACGGGCGCGACACUGGCGAGUUUGACGAGCUUAUCGUGGCCUUACGGUCUGGAGACGUCUUUGACAAGGAAGUGGCGAAGUUGAAGCGGAACCGGCGCCGCCCGGGUGGUAGUCAACAAAACGGGAACGGGAAGGACGACUCGAAACGCGACUUCAGCAGGGAGCGGGUGUCCAGCAAACCAGCCAUAUCCAAAUACACUGCAAUGUAGGGGUGGGGGCAACGACCCUUCUUAGAGACUGCCUUGCCCUAGUCCUGGUCUCCAAGCCUUCUGUCCUUCCAGUGAAAAUCUUUGAGAAAAAGAGAGAAAACUUGACAGGGAGCCAGGACAAUACUGCUGGCAAGCUUGAUGAGGACUGAACUGGUGAUUUUUCAAUGUUGGAAAAAGGAGGAGAAAUAUAUUGCAAUUUUUUAAUUGCACAUUUUGUACAUGUAUAUUAAAUGUUGGGAAACAAAUGUGAAAACUAACUAAUGCUUUACACUUGCAACAUGUGAUGCGUGACUAUGGGAUAUUUCUGCAUUCUCUUGAUCUGCAGUAUACAUUCUACUGUAAUUUAUUUCACCAAUAAUGAUGAAAUUAGCUUUAUUAGCAGCCUUUGCUGUUAGGUUUGCUUGAAAUGUUUUAGUUUUGCUUGUUGUGCUGAUGUUUUACUUUCUGCAAAGUAACACAGGUGGAAAUUUUAGCUCUGUAGUUUGUGUCUCUGUGUGAAAAAUGUGGAUAGAUGUGAGUGAAGAACAUGGCAGUUCUUCCUGUGUGAAUAGACUUGCAAUGCAGGAUGAUUCUGAGGACAGUUAUGUAGCCCCACAAACCAGUGAAAGCUCUUCUAAGUUCAAGUUCGUUGAUGUUUACUGCAAAUUUGUUUGAGUUCCUGUUACAUGUAUUUCUGUCUGGAAGCCACUGUGCUUACAUGAGAAGAAUUCUGUAUUUGGCGAAUGAUAAUUAAUGAUAAUGUUAUGAAUUGUUGAAGUCCAAGACUUCGCUGUUAGUGUUAGGUUGAGUUGACUGUGUACAUAAAUAGGAAAAUGGAAACUCUGAGAAUGUUGUGUUGAAUGUUUUCCCGACAAGCCUUCCAUGCUUCAGACCCAGAGAUAACUUCUCUCUCAGGUGUUACUGCCAGAAAUUGCUCACGUUACACUAUGAUCCUUUGUUGAGCAUCAUGGGUGUGUGUUGUCAGUCAGCGCAAUGCUCUACCAAACAGCACAAACUGCAAUACCAGUCUCAACAUGUUUUACUAGUAUGUGCGAUCGGGUUGCACCAAAACCUAUAUCUGUAUCCAACCCAGAUCAAAGGCCUGUUUAUGCUGUUCUGAUUUUCACUUCAUGUUGAUCACUUGUGCAACAGAUUUCUGUGCUGUUUUCCAGGUGCCUUUCAACCCCCAGAUGCAGAAGCUAGUCCCACAUUGAUUUUGUUGUUGCACACAGUCUAAUAAAAAGUGUAGGUGUGUUCUCAGGCCUAUGGUAGAGCAUUGCUCCGCAUGUUUAGACUUGUAACCAUGCAGUGGUUGUUACUGUGUACUGUACAUCCGGCUCAUUGGCUAUCUACACAAUCUAGCACAGUAGUCGUCCUCUCUGCUACAAUCAUGGUAACUUAACAAAUUUGUCUCUAUUUUGGUAAUUCUACAUCUUUUAUCAAUAUGUCUUAUUUAUGAUUACAAAAAAUUGUAUAGCCUAAUUCUUCAAUUGUACAUUGAAUUUGAAUUGAUAGCAAAAAUGAAUGUCAUGAAGACUUUUUGUGUGUAGGAUGUUGUAGUUUUCAGAUUAUGUGGAAUUGUUUAGGAUCCCUGCAGAAGGGUUAGAAGCAUCUGUCAGUCACAUGUACCCGGCCUGUUGAGGUUGUCAGUUACAUGUAGCCAUACAUGUACCCAGCCUGUAGAGGUGGUCAGUUGCAUGUAGCCUUUCAUGUAUCCGGCCUGUAGAAGUUGUCAGUCGCAUGUAGCCAUACAUGUACCUGCCCUGUAAAGGUGGUCAGUUGCAUGUUCCUGGCCUGUUAUAGAUUCAGGCACAUGCACGUAUACACAAGAUACCACAUCCUGAAAUGUGGUGCAGCCAAUUAAAAGACUUGGUUUGUGCUCAUCUGUUCUCUUCAUUUUGUUCUGAACAUUCACAGCACCAUGUUUCCUCUUUAACCAUCUUCCUGCUGCCUAACCCUAAACUUGGUGCCAAAUGGCUACCUUAGUAGGCUGAAGGUAGGAAUGCCUGCUAGUAAAGAUGAGACA
Molecule: messenger RNA, 5579 nt
Organism: Branchiostoma belcheri (Belcher's lancelet)
Lineage: Eukaryota; Metazoa; Chordata; Leptocardii; Amphioxiformes; Branchiostomatidae
Product: disheveled-associated activator of morphogenesis 1-like
Exons: 28
Coding region: 209-3574 (1121 amino acids)
Biological process (GO): actin cytoskeleton organization
Molecular function (GO): small GTPase binding; actin binding
Source: RefSeq, a predicted model, not a curated record